AGCGAUACCAGACGUCUGCAUUUGUAUUUGACACAAACGUAACCUCUAUGGAGCUUGCGUAAAACGUCCCACCACUUAAUGAGACAUGGCGAUACAAAUUUCAAACCUACUUUCACGUAUCAGAACCCCGCUACUGCUGGCCGGCGGGCCCGUGUUUCGUGUGGCCGCCGCUGUCAGUUUCAAGCAUAUUAUUUUAACUCCUGGAGGUGUCCAGGUGGGAAGCAGGCCAGCGACUCGUCCCGUCCCCGUCCGCGGCCAUAUUAACACCGCGAACUUUACAACCACCACAGCAACCCACUGGAGGUCCACCACGGGGGAUUAUUAUUCCGUGCCGCCUCGGAAGCAAGGCAGCUCGGGCACUGUCAUUGGCACCGGCGCGCCGACAGGGUCUCUCCACACAGGGGCGAUGGCAGCCAUGAAAGUUGACCUGAACGCCACUGAGGGCGACUGGAAAGAGAUCAAGGAGUUCCUGCUGUCUCAGCCUCUGGAGGUCAGGCGCAAACACUACAGGACUGACUCUGUACGGCUAGGCGACAUCCCAGCUUGGACUCACGCUGGAGUGUCGGGUUGUCCUGAAGUGAGUCAUUACCCAAAAAAUCAAAAGCUUGAUGGGAAAAUUUCAGUCUACAGUGGCAACAUCACAGUACUGGAGGUAGAUGCCAUUGUCAAUGCAGCCAACCAGACUCUGCUUGGAGGAGGUGGAGUGGACGGAGCUAUCCACCGUGCUGCAGGUCCCCUCUUAAAGAAAGAGUGCACCUCCCUCCACGGCUGCCAGACUGGACAAGCAAAGGUCACCUGCGGCUACGGCCUCCCCGCCAAGUAUGUGAUCCACACAGUGGGGCCGAUAGCUCCAGGCAGCGUCGGGGAGGCGGAGAAGAGCGCUCUGAGGUCAUGCUACAACAACAGCCUGCGGAAGGCGACGGAGAACAACGCACGCUCAGUGGCCUUCCCGUGCAUCUCCACUGGAAUCUACGGGUAUCCGCCUGAGCAGGCUGUGCAUGAGGCCUUGGCGACAGUGAGGGAGUAUCUCGAGGAGCACCACAACAAGCUGGACAGAGUCAUCUUCUGUGUGUUUUUGCCAAAAGACCAGGAGUUGUAUCUGCACAACCUCCCUCUCUACUUUCCUGUUGCCAACUGAGUCUCAACAGCAGCUUCAAUUCAGAACCCACAGAGACUCCGCUGAUGAAUACAUUGUGAGAGUGGCUAGUUCCCCCUCCUCCUCUUCCUCUCUGUAGGCAGAUGAAGACCUCCAGCAGCUGGAAGAUGACUCAUAAGUAGUGGAUUACUUUAUUUUUUUACCCCCUCUGCAAGUGCCGCUUUCCUUUCUUCCUUUCCUUCUGAUAUUGUAUUUUAAGAGAGGAGUCAUGUGGUGUUUGUCAUCAUCAUCAUCAGCAUGCACUCUUAUGUACUCUUUUGCAGACACACGCGCACAGGACUAUUAAAGCAAAUCACACAAAC
This is a messenger RNA of Phyllopteryx taeniolatus (common seadragon), 1458 nucleotides long. It is a transcript of the gene macrod1, whose product is annotated as mono-ADP ribosylhydrolase 1. The coding region runs from base 86 to 1138 and encodes 350 amino acids. The record is from RefSeq and is a predicted model, not a curated record. Lineage: Eukaryota; Metazoa; Chordata; Actinopteri; Syngnathiformes; Syngnathidae. Gene Ontology annotation, cellular component: nucleoplasm. The transcript has 11 exons. Gene Ontology annotation, biological process: DNA damage response; purine nucleoside metabolic process; peptidyl-glutamate ADP-deribosylation. Gene Ontology annotation, molecular function: ADP-ribosylglutamate-[protein] hydrolase activity.